AAACUAAAAUAAUGUCUAAUUUAUAUUUAUUACUAAUUAGCUUGCUAACAAUUUUUAGCACAAAUGUUAAUGUGGUUAUUUUGUUAGAUGAUAAUAAUUUAUUUCAUACUAAUGGAACAAUUUUAAUAGAUGAUAAUCCUAUAUCGAAAAAUGUUAUCUACAUUUGUGGCGGUUUAGUAGGCGGUUCUAGUUAUUCAUCAAAUUGUUAUAAAUAUGAUACACAUCACGGAGUCUGGCAAUCGAUGCACUCAAUGACUACAUCGAGAAGUUAUUACGGUUUGGUUUCGUUUAAUAAUAAACUCUAUGCUUUAGGAGGUUAUAAUGGUUUAUAUUUGAAUAGUGUUGAAACAUACGAUAUCCUAAACAAUACAUGGACUACAAUGUCAUCGUUGAGAAUAAUAAGCGGAUUUAUUGAUGCAGCUGUAUUUAAUGGCACAAUAUAUGUUUGCGGUGGAAAAAAUAAUAAAUAUUACAAAACAUGCGAAUACUAUGCGCCCGAUUCGGAUGAAUGGUAUAUCGGUACACAAAUGUCUACCGAACGGGACGGUCUGGCACUGGUAGCCCAUAGCGAUGGUUUCCUGUACGCUAUUGCCGGUGAAAAUUCAAACGGUUAUCUAUCGACAAUGGAAAGAUACGAUCCUAAAACACUGCAAUGGUUCGGUAUGGGUAAUAUGCAACAAACAAGAUGUCGUUUUGGUGCGGCAUCAUAUAUGGGUAAAAUUUAUGUUUGUGGCGGUGCGGGUAGUGGUGACGGAAAAACAUGCGAAACAUAUGACCCGAAAACAAAUAUAUGGUCACCUAUUGCAUCAAUGACUGAUAAACGUUUAGAUUUUAAAUUAUUAGUUUUCGAUGAUAUAUUGUACGCUUUUGGUGGAUCUUCAAAUAUUAGUACAGUGGAAAUCUAUGAUUAUAAAUCAAAUCAAUGGUUUUAUACGACAUCAAUGCCUACUAAACUUAAUGGUUAUGGGGUUGCUGUUUUAACAACUCCAUAA
Oppia nitens is the source of this 992-nucleotide messenger RNA. Its product is annotated as kelch-like protein 18. The coding region runs from base 12 to 992 and encodes 326 amino acids. The transcript has 9 exons. The record is from RefSeq and is a predicted model, not a curated record. Gene Ontology annotation, molecular function: protein binding. Lineage: Eukaryota; Metazoa; Arthropoda; Arachnida; Sarcoptiformes; Oppiidae.